UGCAGGUGCUAGCUUUGACUUACUAAGAUCCCGGAAAGCCAGUUUUGAUUCCGGAACCACGGUUAUCGCCCCAACACAUGAGCUAAAAUCAUGGAUUCAUAAAUUUUCGGUCACACUUAAUCGCUUGGCACAGUUUUCUCUCUUGUUGGAAUUAAACCAAGGUCAAUAAGCGAAGAUCAGCAAAACAACCAAUUUUUAGAUGCUAUCUGACUAAUUUUAGCUUGGAAAACCGGUCUUCCAAGGUCUAAGAGUAGCUCUCACGGUCAUAUUCGGAAUCAGCAUGGUCGAUAACCCAGUAUCCACUAGUUUUCGCUCCAAAAGUAAUUGGACACUUGGGAAUCUUCCCUCAUGAGUGCAUUCUAUUUUGAAAUGGACAGUAGUUAUUCUAUGUACACAUGAAUAUAUUUUCUUCCUGUGUGUUUUGCUUUUUCUGAGUGGUGAAUCAAUAAAAUGUUCGUCAUAUUUUAGUCUCAUCAUUUUCAAUGCCGUGGUGGUGGAAAAACCUGGGAAGAUAUUGAUUGCGAUGUAUUUGAUGAUCCACAUCCAAUGACUAUGGCACUUUCAGUUUUGGUUACAAUUGAAAUGUUAAACGCAGUGAACAGUUUAUCAGAAAAUCAAUCAUUAGUUAAAAUGCCGCCAUGGUAUAAUAAAUAUUUAUUACUUGCUAUUGCAUUAUCAAUGUCAUUGCAUGCUAUGAUCUUAUAUUUACCAUUCUUCAAUACUGUAUUCCAAAUUUGUCCAUUAACAUCUGAAGAAUGGUUUGCUGUUAUUAAAAUAUCAAUACCAGUUGUUUUCAUAGAUGAAACAUUGAAAUUUCUUUCACGACGUUAUGUUGAUGGUAAUAAUUCUAAGAUAUUAUCGGGUGCAACUACAUUAAUUGUUAUGUGGGGAUUGUAUUUUGUACUAUUAGCCUAUUCACCCAUUUUUUCGACAUGGUAUGGCUUUACUCACCAUUCAAAUAUAAUUUCUGAUACACAAAAUUUGACAAUGCCACAUUCAAAUACUGAACUAUAG
Molecule: messenger RNA, 1014 nt
Organism: Didymodactylos carnosus
Lineage: Eukaryota; Metazoa; Rotifera; Eurotatoria; Philodinida; Philodinidae
Source: the annotation of a GenBank genome assembly